AUGUAUACUGCAGCUUCUUCUCUGUUCGUGACUUUCACGUCCUUUGGCCUCCUUGCGCGAGCUCUGCCCACUGCUCGCUCGGACACUGAGGUCCCCAUCACCUUUCACGGCGCAGCGGGUGCGCAGUUCAGCCAGAACUUUCCCAUUGGAGGGCCUAUCGCCAUUAACAACGGACUGAGCAUUUCCCAGAUCACCUCCGACGCUCCCGGCAUAACCUGCGUCUUCGACGGUAGCGACGGCAGCAUCACGACCGUCCCCGGCGGUAUCACUGGGGACGUCGGUCCCCCUCAGGCUCAAACUCAGGGGUUAUGCUACUUGGGCUCCCCCGGGUCGACCCCCGCGAGCUCUUUUGUGUCGUCGCCCUCUGUCGCCCCCUCUGUCCCUAUCGCUGAUGACAGCACCUGGACAAGUCAUGUUGAGCCGACGGAGACACCAUCCAUUCGGUCUCGGUCUUUUGAGCAAUGGUCAGCCCCGGACCAGGACAUUGAAAACCCGUCUUCUGAGGGGGUUGAGGGUUCAUCUUUCCAGACCGUCGAGAAUCCACCUACAACUGCGCCACUGCCUGAGGGACCAUCUACCACGACUCCUGGCCCUGUGGUCACCGUGCCACCUGAGGUUUAUAAUGGCACGGCUCCGUGGGACAAUUCGACCACUAAGACCUCUUACUCCAUUACCACAUCUUGCACCACGAGCACGUCUUGCACUACGACCCCUUCGACGACCACGACCUCCUGCACGACGACCCCUUCGACGACCACGACCUCCUGCACGACGACCCCUUCGAUGACUACGACCUCCUGCACUACAACCCCCUCUUGCACCACCACUCCGCCUCCUGUGACAUUCUCACCACCACACCCUGCUCUAGCUGCGACUCAACCCCGAAACAAGUCAUCUCCGCUCCAUACCCCACUAGCCAGCCCUGGUCGACCGAAUAUCUACCACAAGAAGCCCUACCACAAGCAUCCCUGCUCUGAAAAGACCUGCACCGAAGCGCCUUACAAGGAAUGCCCUGAGGGAAACUGUCCCAAGGACCCUGAGACCACAUACCCCGGCACAGUCACUAGAAUACUGAUCUCGUGA
Molecule: messenger RNA, 1083 nt
Organism: Aspergillus saccharolyticus JOP 1030-1
Lineage: Eukaryota; Fungi; Ascomycota; Eurotiomycetes; Eurotiales; Aspergillaceae
Exons: 2
Coding region: 1-1083 (360 amino acids)
Source: RefSeq, a predicted model, not a curated record